GAACCAUCCAAAGAAGAGAGUGACUGCUGUCUGAGCGAUACACUAAUUAGUAGUCUUUCCUGACUUGGAGUGGCCGGGCCUGGCGAGCUUUCACGUAAUUCUUGGUCGUCGAUCGACCAACAAACGACGACGACUUCCAUAGAAAGUAGUGCAAUUUCAAUUGUCGUCAUCACCAUCUAAUCGACGGACGGUCGGGCGGUUGGUUGGUUGGUCUAUUCUAUGAUCAGUACAAACCGUUCAACCAGUAAACAUACAGGCUGGUCGACGACGACGGUGUUGUGUUGUUAUUUUGGCCCCGGUGUGUGUGUGCGUGUUUGUUUUCCAUAAUUUAUUCAAAUUGGCCUUGAAGCUCCGGAAGGAACGAAAAUCUUCAGUUUUCUUGAUGUGAUGUGUAUUUGUGUUCAGUUCUUGUAAAGUGUACGAAGGAAUGUCGGUUUGAUUCCCGAAAAAAAAACUCAACAAAAAAAGAACCCGGCUGUGAUUGCGUAUCGUGUCAAAGUGCAUGCAAGGCAGAACUUCAACAGCGCAUACAAAGUUGGUACGUUCGCAGUCGAGAUAGGCAGCAGAAUUUAUCAGCAGUAGCGGCGGCGGGAACCCCAAACCGGAAGUGAGCCAGUCCACACCAGCAGCAACUGGACUGGAAUAAUGUCUUCCAAAAACGAACUGAAGAAACUCUCGGAGGAGAGCUUGACCCGGCAGCCCGAGGAGGUGUUCGACAUCAUCUGCAAGUUGGGCGAGGGCAGCUAUGGUUCGGUCUACAAGGCGCUUCACAAGGAAAGCGAGCAGGUUCUCGCGAUCAAGCAGGUUCCGGUGGACACCGACCUGCAGGAAAUCAUCAAAGAGAUCUCGAUCAUGCAGCAGUGCGAUUCGCCGUACGUGGUGAAGUACUAUGGAAGUUACUUUAAGAAUACGGAUUUGUGGAUCGUGAUGGAGUAUUGUGGGGCGGGUAGCGUGUCGGAUAUUAUGAGGUUGAGGAAGAAGACGUUGUCGGAGGAUGAGAUCGCGACGAUCCUGAUCGAUACGUUGAAGGGGUUGGAGUAUCUUCACUUGAGGAGGAAGAUCCAUCGGGAUAUCAAGGCGGGGAAUAUCUUGUUGAACUCGGAGGGUCACGCCAAACUGGCGGAUUUUGGAGUGGCGGGUCAGCUGACGGACACGAUGGCCAAACGAAACACUGUGAUUGGGACGCCCUUCUGGAUGGCCCCGGAGGUGAUAGAGGAGAUCGGGUACGACUGCGUGGCGGACAUCUGGUCGCUGGGCAUCACGGCACUGGAGAUGGCCGAGGGUAAGCCACCGUACGGAGAUAUUCACCCGAUGAGGGCGAUUUUCAUGAUACCAACGAAGCCACCACCCUCGUUCCGCGAUCCGGACAUUUGGAGUCCGGAGUUUAUCGACUUUGUCAGUUUGUGCCUGGUCAAGAAUCCGGAGGAACGAGCAACCGCCACGGAUCUGUUGACGCAUGAGUUUAUCAGAAACGCCAAACCGUGCAGUAUUCUAAGUCAGAUGAUUGCGGAAGCGAAGGAGAUCCGGGAGAACCAAAGCUAUCGGCACGCGGCGGCCAUCAGUCAGGCCAACAAGCAGCUGCAGAACAACAACAAUAACAACAACAGCCAGGAUGCGGACUCCGACGAAGAGGACGUCAACUCGCGGACGAUGAAGCAAUUCCCGGAGGACUGCGGCACGCUGGUUCCGGGCCGGGACGACGGCGACGGAACGAUGAUUGCCCACACCGACUGCGGAACGCUGGUGCCGGACAGUGCGACGAUGGUGGAACUGCAGUCGAACCUCGGAACCAUGGUCAUCAAUUCGGACUCGGAGGAAUCGACCAUGAAGAGACACGACACCAACCCGGACAAGCCCAAGUACCGGCCCCUCUUUCUGGACCACUUUGACAAGAAGGAAGCGGAAGCGGCCAGCUUUGUGACGAAAGCCAACAACCAACACAACUACAACGACGACGAGAGCUCGUCGCCGGAAGAUCCCCACCAGGACGCUUCGCCGCAGCGACCCCAACCGCAGGUGCAAACCCCGACCAAACAGCAGGUGCAGCAGGUUCCCGACCCGAGCGCUCCACCGUUGACGCAAAGCCUCGAGGAGCAGCAGCUGAACGAGGAACGGCAGCGAUUUCAGUCCCAUCUGCAGCUGCAGCUCAACCAGAUCUCCGCCGCCAACGGCCCCAACAUGCAGCACCAGAUUCAGUACCAGCAAUCGCCGGUGGCUGUAACGACGCCGGACGGACUCGGAGGUGGUGGGGGUGGCGGCAACGGCGCCAUGGAGGCCCACAACAGGAACUUUAACAACCGGAUCAACCUGAUUGACAGUGAAUAUGAUUCGCUGAAAUUCCUCAACUACGAACAGCUCGAGCAGCGGCUGGCCAGCAUCGACAAGGAGAUGGAGAAGGAGCUGGCGGAGACGAACAAGCGCUACUACGCCAAGCGGAAGCCCAUCAUCGACGCGAUCGAGGCCAAACAGCAGAAGCGGCAGCAAAAGCUGGAGGAGUUUUGAUGAGACUUUGGUUGUGUCAUGCCGCAGCAAACACGUAUGAUUUUAUAUAUGCUUAGUUCAAAAUGUUUUUAAACUCACGGGGUGAGAUUGAGAAUUGUUGCAAGAAGGUUGAUUUUAAACGGCUUCAGUUCGGCAUUUGGGAAGGGAUUGUUGCAAACAAUCCGUAUUUAUACUUUAUCCCCCACCUCUAUGGCUGCCUAAACAAUGGAAAGAAUGCGUUUUUAAAACUUAGUAAAAAACAAAGUUAAUUUAUGAUACAUUGUGUAGAUCUUUUCAACCUACUACGCUAUACGAAACUAAUCUUUAAUCUAGAUUGUCAUUUUACUAGUGAGAAUGAGCAAAGUGCUGAAAGCUUGAACUUUCCCCAACCUUCCGUUUGUUCACGAUGUUCCGUCCCAAGUUGGAUUGAACCAUAUCGGUCCCUCCGUUACUUUCGGAUGCCAAAUUUUUCACUAACCAAAUGAGUAAAAAACGUAUUUUAUCCAAAUAAAAUGAAAACAUUAAGUUGGUGCUCCUUUUCUAAUCGUUAUCCAGUCAAAAUUGUUUCCGAAAAUUCGCAAUAAAACAAUAACUAAAUAUCGAACCACACUGUAAUGGAAAGAUGGACCUCAACAAACAGAAUAAAAAAUCCAGGAAAUAAAUAGUGCAUAGAGUGGGUAGUUGAAAAGAAUCCCCGCGAAAGCAGUAUGUAUAUUUAAGCAAAUAGUCACAUAAACAAAACAAAAAAAACAUUUACCUUAAAAUGGAAGCGUGACUUCCUGUUGAACCGUAUGCCUAUUAGCAAAGUUGCGUAAAACAAGCCAGAGAAAAAAAAGUAUAAUUCUAAAAUAAACGCCAUUAUCAUGAUAGUACAGAAGGAAAACAAACAAUACCGAAUGAUCUGAGCGGUGGAUUGCAAGCAGGGAGGGUUGAAUAUCAACACAAACACACAGAAAGAGAGACAAGUUUUAAUAAACAUAUAAUUAUUGCGUUGCCAUGCGUAAAAGCAGAAUAA
Culex pipiens pallens (northern house mosquito) is the source of this 3496-nucleotide messenger RNA. RefSeq names its product serine/threonine-protein kinase 3 (gene hpo). The transcript has 6 exons. The record is from RefSeq and is a predicted model, not a curated record. The coding region runs from base 646 to 2502 and encodes 618 amino acids. NCBI's taxonomy places the organism in Eukaryota, Metazoa, Arthropoda, Insecta, Diptera, Culicidae. Gene Ontology annotation, biological process: regulation of MAPK cascade; protein tetramerization; protein phosphorylation. Gene Ontology annotation, cellular component: cytoplasm. Gene Ontology annotation, molecular function: ATP binding; protein serine/threonine kinase activity.